Messenger RNA from Lathyrus sativus (Indian pea), 903 nucleotides. NCBI's taxonomy places the organism in Eukaryota, Viridiplantae, Streptophyta, Magnoliopsida, Fabales, Fabaceae. The record is from the annotation of a GenBank genome assembly.
AUGUACAAAUUGUGGCUGGAAAAAUUAGCUGACAUAAGCUUGCGCCAAAGCGCUGCAUAUGGAUUUUGGAAUUUUAACUUCAACACUCUUUAUCACUCAACUCAGGUUAUUGUCGUGCUAUUUGGAGGAAUGUCUAUUCUAGCGGGUCAUAUUACAGCAGAGAAACUUACUAAGUUUAUACUAUACAGUGAAUGGUUAAUUUAUUCAACCUGGCGGGUGGGCGACAAUAUAUCCAAUUUGAUGCAGUCAGUUGGAGCUAGUGAAAAAGUGUUCAAUUUAAUGGAUCUCUCACCUAGCAGCCAAUUUAUCACAGAAGGAAUGAGGUUGCAAAGUUUAACGGGGCAUUUGGAGUUUGUAAAUGUAUCUUUUCACUAUCCUUCGAGGCCAACGGUAUCUGUAGUGCAACACGUAAACUUUGUUGUCAAUCCUAGCGAGGUGGUUGCCAUUGUCGGUCUUAGUGGCAGCGGAAAAAGCACAUUGGUGAAUCUUUUGCUCCGUCUCUAUGAGCCUACAAGUGGUCAGAUUUUGAUCGAUGGUGUCCCUCAUAAAGACUUGGAUGUCAUGUGGUGGAGAGAGAGAAUCGGAUAUGUGGGACAGGAACCAAAGCUAUUCCCGAUGGAUAUUAGCUCGAACAUCAGAUAUGGAUGUACUCGAGAUGUAAAGCAGGAGGAUAUUGAGUGGGCUGCGAAGCAGGCCUAUGCUCACGACUUUAUCUCAGCACUUCCUAAUGGUUAUGAAACACUUGUUGAUGAUGAUCUUUUAAGUGGUGGACAAAAACAGCGAAUUGCUAUUGCUAGGGCCAUUCUUAGGGACCCAAAAAUAUUGAUCCUUGAUGAAGCCACUAGUGCAUUGGAUGCUGAAAGUGAACACAAUGUGAAGUUCCAGCAUACAAAUCACACAUAA